Miscanthus lutarioriparius is the source of this 1296-nucleotide messenger RNA. The record is from the annotation of a GenBank genome assembly. NCBI's taxonomy places the organism in Eukaryota, Viridiplantae, Streptophyta, Magnoliopsida, Poales, Poaceae.
AUGGCGGACGCCCUGGGGGCGCUUCCUCCUCCUCCCCCAGUACCGGAGUGCGAGUCCGGGAGGUCCUCGCCGUCCCACGUCGCGUCGCCCGAGUUCGAGUUCUGGAUGGUGGGCAGGAACCCGUCCCCGGCGCUGCUCACCGCCGACGAGCUCUUCUCCGGCGGCGUCGUGCUCCCGCUCCACACCCUCCAGGCGCCGGCCAACCCGGACAGCGACGGCGCGCCUCAGCCUCAGCCUCAAGCCGACGCAGACGACGCCGCGGCGGCGGACUUGAAGGGCGCGGGCACGGGCGCGGACGCCGCGGCGCUCCCGCUGCCUGAAGCGCAGGCGGAAGGGGAGGCCGCGCAGCCGCUCGCGGAGUCCGGUAUCGCGCCGACCCCGGACCUCCCCGCUGUCACGUUCAAGUGGAAGGACAUCUUCAAGGCGGGCGGCGGCGCUGGUGCCGGCGCCGGCGGCGAGGCCAAGGAACGCAAGAAGGUGGAGCGGCGCGUGAGCAGCGUCAGCGGGAACGCCGAGCUGAUUAACAUCAACAUCUGGCCUUUCUCCAGGAGCCGCUCCGCCGGCGCAGGUGCCGGCUCCUUGAGCAGGGCCAAGCCCAAUCCGAAUCCAAAUCCAAAUCCCAAAGCCGCCGCCGCCGCCGCCGGCGCAAGCGCCAGUGCCGGUGCGAGCGCCAACCCCAACGCCAAUGCCAGCACCCCGAGCGCGCCGCCGACCCCGGCGCCGGCUCCGCGCAAAGUGAGCAGCGCGCCGUGCUCCCGUAGCAACUCCCGCGGGGAGUCCUCCGGGCCUGUGCCAACCAUUCCCACCGCCACCGCAGUGGCAGUUGUAAUUGCAGCGCCAGAAGCACCAGCCGUAGAAGAAGACGCCGACGCGGCCACGCAGCCGCAGGCGGCGCCAUUGCCCGCUGCCGCCGGCACAUCCAGCGCCACGUCCAUGUUGAGGAGGUGGGUGCCCGGACAGGGCCGUAACAAUAAUAACGCAGCCGGGUCCGGCUCCGGCGGCAUCCGCGUCGGGCGGCCCAGCGCCGUGUGGCAGCUGAGGCGCAACAAGCUGCAGCGAACCGCCGCCGAGCAGAAGCAGGUGAGCGCCAAGAAGAAGGCGGCCGCGAGCCCCGCCCCGGCCUCGGCACCCACCGCGGCCGCGGCCGCAGCUGCAGCCAGCGAUGACAAGGCGGCGCCGAGCGUGGCCGCGCCAGCCGCCGGCUGCCGGAACAACGUGGAGGGCGCCGGCGAGGAAGGGAACCCGCCGCAGGGGCUCUUCGGGCUCCGGACCUUCUUCUCUAAGAAGGUGUACUGA